AUGGCGGAGGAGGAUACGGCAACGGCGCAGGAGCAUACGGCAACAAAGCGGAAAAUGCACAAUGCCUCGCCACAGGAACCUGCGAGGAGACGGGACGGGUCAUGGGCAAGUCGUAUACCGGCUCAUGUGAAGGUUGAUGUACAGUGA
Molecule: messenger RNA, 147 nt
Organism: Peronospora matthiolae
Lineage: Eukaryota; Oomycota; Peronosporomycetes; Peronosporales; Peronosporaceae
Source: the annotation of a GenBank genome assembly